AUGUUCACAGCUAGUCUUCUUGGUGGACGAUUAUCGGACAAGGCUGGAAAAUAUUAUGGAGAUAACGAAUGUCCUGAAGGACGUCUUGUACCAAGUCUAGCCUUGUCUAUACUGAGUCCAACUGGAUUAAUUAUUUAUGGAUGGGCAUUCCACUACAAGCUUCAUGUGUCUGUACCAAUCAUUGGUCAAGUUUUGCUUAGCUUUGGUCAAUCUAUUCUCGAGCCAGCUGUCUCCGCUUAUUUGACAAUUAAAAAACAGGAAGCAGCAUCAGCAGUAUCUGCUGCUAAUACUUUUCUCAACUUAUGUGCAGCAGGUGCUCUUGUAACUGUUGGCGUUCCUCUUCAUAAUGUAAUGGGUACGGGACCUUACUUUUCGCUCAUGUGUGGCAUCAACAUUGUCACGAUUACGGCAGCUAGUAUACUAGUUUACAAACGUAUAAGACAAGCAAGGCAUACUGCCAAACAGCGAAAUGGUAUGACGCUUAAACUGAAGAAACACCAGAACAGCACAAUGUCUCCAAAGAACAGAGAUGUCGUUGCAAAGGAUGAAUAUCAUGAUAUCCACUGGUUUUAA
Messenger RNA from Adineta steineri, 573 nucleotides. Lineage: Eukaryota; Metazoa; Rotifera; Eurotatoria; Adinetida; Adinetidae. The record is from the annotation of a GenBank genome assembly.